Messenger RNA from Stegodyphus dumicola, 1058 nucleotides. RefSeq lists its product as uncharacterized. The record is from RefSeq and is a predicted model, not a curated record. Gene Ontology annotation, biological process: female meiotic nuclear division; male meiotic nuclear division; mitotic G1 phase. Gene Ontology annotation, cellular component: lateral element; condensed chromosome, centromeric region. NCBI's taxonomy places the organism in Eukaryota, Metazoa, Arthropoda, Arachnida, Araneae, Eresidae.
UCCACUAUUUUCAUAUAUUGACAGUUUGCUCAGAACUUAGAAACGUCUGUUAAUUAAUUGAAAUCAAAUAUCAACAACUGUCAUCUCAUAGGAAAAUUUACUACAAAAUGCGAAUGUACGCAGUGUCAAGUACAUUGUUCCAUUUUAGCGGGUUUUUCAAACAAUGUUUACUCAGUGGCAACGAUGAGUUUCAGAAGUUUUCGCUUUUUUAUUUUGUGCGUGUUAUAUGAGCUGUGAAAGUGCAUUAUAUUCAUUAAUGAUCUUCGCUUGUAUACGGUAUUUAAAUACUGUAUUGUAAAAAAAUUUAAGUCGUAAGAGUCAAAAUAAAAAGAAAGUGAUGUUUUAUAUAUAUGUGUUCUAUAUAUAAUAUUGAAAUGGUUUCCAAGUUAGCAGAAAAAUAUUUGCUUGACAUACUUGAAAAGGCUGUCAAACAUGGAGAUUCUUGUGAGAUUCAGAAUGUUUUCAAAAAUAAUAAUUUUGCAGUGGAGAAUUUAAAUGUGGUUAUAAGCAAGGUAGGGAAUAUUAUAUAUUCCUGCCAGUCUAAUUUGCCUGGAUUUGAAAUUACUAUUCAGAAUAUUCUAAAAGUCCUUUUGGAUCUGAUACAAGUUACUGAAUUCAAUUUUACACAGUCUGUCUAUUUAACAAGACUUUUAUUGAAUAUAGCAACUGAUCAGUCAUGUACCAUUAAUAUUAUGAAAGGGGCAAUCCCAGCUGUUAAUCAUUUCCUUCAAAAUUCAUCUAUUGCUCAAUCCAUCCUAAAUGAUGAAAGUUUGGAAGGAACAAUCCAGAUUCUUGGAAGGAGUAUUCCGUACAUUGGAGAUUAUGAAUGUCAAGUCCUUCUCCUUGAAACUUUGUACAGAAUUACUGAAAAUGGAAAUAGAAGGCAAUGGGCAAAGGUUUGGUUUCAAGAUAUGCAAACAAGAUCUUUAUUUUUGAAUAUGAAUCCUAAUAGUUUUGAACUACAAUCCAGAAGAGCAUUAAAUUACAUCAACAAAAAGGAAGUUGAAUGCAGAGUCUUUUCUUUUGUUGCUAAGACUGUUAAAUUUGGAGAUGUUUGG